GAUCGGUGACCCAGGACGAAUGGCCCGGACCCGAUGACCCGAGACCGGCCCUCAGCCGCCACCCCCACCGCCCCGGGAGCGCCUCCGCCCCUUCCCCGCAUGUCGGGGCCGCGGGAGGGGCGGCCGGCGCGGCGUUCCUCCCCGGCUGGCGGCGGGUGCUGCUGGGCGCUGCCCACGUUGCUGCUCUGCGCUUACGGCUUCUUCUGCAGCGUGCGGCCCUCGGAGCCCUUCCUCACCCCCUACCUGCUGGAGCCGCACAAAAACCUCUCCGAGACACAGGUGUUUAACGAGAUUUACCCGGUGUGGACUUACUCCUACCUGGCACUGCUGUUCCCGGUGUUCCUGGCCACGGAUUACCUGCGGUACAAGCCCGUGGUCCUGCUGCAGGGCCUGAGCCUCAUCGUCACCUGGUUCAUGCUGCUGUACGCCCAGGGGCUGCGAGCUAUCCAGUUCCUCGAGUUCUUCUAUGGGAUGGGGACUGCCACCGACAUUGCCUACUACUCCUACAUCUACAGCGUCGUCGAUAUCAACCUGUACCAGAAAGUCACAAGCUACUGCCGGAGUGCCACCCUGGUGGGCUACACGGUCGGCUCAGUGUCCGGGCAGGUCCUUGUCUCAGUGGCGGGAUGGUCCCUCUUCAGCUUGAAUGUUAUCUCCUUAACAAGCAUAUCCAUUGCCUUUGGCACGGCGUGGUUCCUGCCGAUGCCGCAGAAAAGCCUUUUCUUUCACCACGUCCCAAAUCAGCAGCUCAGCUGGGAAAUGAAGGUCAUGGACUGUAAAAAUGGAUCAGCUGUCCAAGAUCAUCCCAGCAUGCAGAGAGCACCCGGCUGGGAGGAUGAAACAAAGGUUCCCUUGAAUGGGGAAGGUCAGUCAGCAGAGAAACAGCCUACGGAGGAGCGGAAAGUGGACAUUGUAAAGGUGCUCAAAGAUCUCUGGCAGGACUUUCUGCAGUGCUACUCCUCCCGGACCAUGCUCUGCUGGUCAGUGUGGUGGGCACUAUCCACCUGUGGCUACUUCCAAGUCAUCAACUACGCUCAGGGCUUGUGGGAGAUGGUGCUGCCUUCUCGUAGCAUGGAGAUCUACAACGGUGCUGUGGAGGCGGCCUCGACGCUGCUAGGAGCUGUUGCAGUAUUUGUUGUGGGUCACAUAAAAACAUCCUGGGCAAUGUGGGGUGAAGUGGCGCUUGCCCUGUUCUCCUUUCUUAUUGCUGCUGCUGUAUAUAUCAUGGACACUGUUCGUAACAUCUGGGUGUGCUAUGCAUCCUAUGUUGUCUUCAGAAUUAUCUACAUGCUGCUAAUUACAAUAGCCACGUUCCAGAUUGCCACAAAUCUCAGUGUGGAGCGAUAUGCCCUGGUGUUUGGGGUCAAUACUUUCAUUGCCUUAGUUCUUCAAACUCUGCUCACUCUGAUUGUUGUGGAUGCCAGUGGGCUUGGGCUGGACAUCUUCACCCAGUUCAUGAUUUAUGCCUCCUACUUUGCGGCCAUCUCUGUGGUAUUCUUGGGCAGUGGCAUAUACAGUAUUAUAAGAGCUUACAGAAGACAAGAACAAAGCAGAUCUCCUGAAAGCCAGUAAUGCACCAAAUGAAGACUCUUGGUGGCUCCACAUGAAGCUAUAGGUCUUGUUUUUGAUCUCUGCCUUUUGAUCUCAAGUCAGUCACCUUACUGGUAUUUGGUCCAUAUUUAUACUAUAUUAGUAGCACGUUUUAGAAGGUAAAUGUAUUAGCUCUUACGUAAGUAAGAACAAGUAUCUUCUUUCUAAAAUGCCUUUUGUUCUUCUGUUGCAUAUAUGGAAUGUGCAGCAAAGAACAGCAAGUUUUCUCAAAGAAUGAAAGCCUUGGGAGGCUUUAGUGCAAAGCUAUGCAUCUGGAGGCUGCCAUUUGAAAAGGCAGCUUCAUGACUGUCUAGUCAACUGCUCCUUCCUGUCUUUGAGGUGCUGCUGCAGGGCAGAAGUGAGGGCACACUCAUACUUCUUGUUGUGGAGAGCCCCAGGCCUAAGGCAGGAGGUGGCCUUUGACCUGUGCUCAGUAGUGUGGUUCUUGCUGUGCCGAUCCAAUGCUGCUGGGUGCUUUGUGAGGUCUAAGACCUAGGUGUCUGCAUACACACGUGCUUCCUUGAGUUGCUUGUACUGUCUCUGCUGCUCCUGUCUGUCACCCCUGCUGCCAGAGUUUUACCAGAGCUGGUAGUGAUGCUUCCCUCAAAACUUAACUGUGUCCUGGGGCAACUUGUGACACUGGUGAAUUGGCUAUCAGUAGCACUUCUUGUGCCAUGAAGGUCUGUGCCCAAGGGGUCAUAAAGCUUUGGGGGGAAGCUUAGAGGGAGUUUUGGUAGACCAAAUCUGAGGGACCCUUGGACAUCCUUGCCUUCACCUUUCAUGACUGCAGAUUGCUGCAUUACAGGAGUCAGUGCUUCACAAUCCUGCAACUGGGCUGUUUCAGGGGAAUGGUGGACAUGUAUAGCACUGGGGAGGAAGGUAACUUGCAGGAUUUUAAACUCUUCUUUGUGACCUUGGAAAAUUGUGACUCUUGUGACCAAGUAUACACCUUCAGUUAUGAUGGUUAGCAGGAUGACUGCCCAAGGCUUUGAAAAAUGCUAAUUUCUGGUCUGUCAGUUUUCCCCCUUAUGUUAAAAUGUUUUUUUGCUUUUGGUGGGUCUCUGUCCAGUAGUUCUACCUCUUCUUUCCACCUAAACACUACAGUUAAUGUUUUGGGUGGGCAAUACUUCUAUUUGAUUUGAUUGUCUGCACAAUUUGGGACCUGCCUUAUACCUGGUUUUUAAAAGUAGUUUAUUUUUUCUGAAUUGUUUGAGUACUGAGGAGUUGCACAGUUGUCCUGGUCUUGGACACCUAGAUACUCAGGCACUAUGACCAGCACAGCAACAGGUACCUGUAGUACACUGUGGAACUGGCCUGUGGACGGUCCCUGUUGCUGUGCAGGUUUGGGUGAGUUUAAGCACACAGGAAAACUGGCAAGGGAGAUGAUGUGAUGCAGUGUGCAUCCUUCCUUCCAUGCUGUCUUUCUCUGUGCUGGUUAGAGCUUCUUUCAGUCAGAGCCUGAAGAAGCACCUUUGGUUCACUUCUUGUUCUUGGUGCCAUGGAGACUUCACAGUGUCCAGGUUGGGAAAGCUUUUCUCCCCUGGCUGGGACAGGUAUGGCCUUUCUCAAUCACUUCUGUGAGCCUCAGCCUUUACUGUACAAGGUGAAUGAUGAAUGUAUUUGGGACAUGCUGCCUGGGGUCUGGGAACCUUUCCAGGUCAGCUACUCUGGAGAACCCACUUCUCAAAGCUUCUCUGUCUUUGCAGCCUGCCUCCUAAAGCAUCCCCUUGAAGCAGAAGGGCUCAGCUGUGCUGGCAUUUAUACGUGUAAACUUAACUGCCUUAUCCUGAAAUGGAAACUUGAAAACACCUAUGUAUAUAUUCCCUUCUUUACUUUUUUUUGUUUUGUUUUGUUUUUAAAAAAUAAAAUCAGAAGCUCUGAAAUGCUAGCUGAUGAGCUGUCCUGGGAGAGGGAUAGCAAGUGCAUAUCCUGUCCUGUGGGUUCCUCAGCCUGAUGGCAAUUGCAGCAUGGCAACAAGGAGUGGGGUCUACAGCACUUGUGCCAAGUGGCUGAAAGAAGCAGCUCAAUUUUAAUGAUGUUUUUCACACAGAGAACAAGCCUUUGAUGGGGAACACAGUUAUUUAAAUGCAAGUCAAAAAUUAACUAACAAAUCACAGCAAUAACAAUGAUUUUUCUACCAAAGUACUGAAAAUGUGGCAACUGCAAUAAGAGGCAUGCUGCGCUGCGUAUGUCUUCAGGCCUGUUUACUGUAUGGAAGCCACACCUGGAAGUUACUCAGGUUCCUGUGCUGUUGCUGUGGUGAUGAGGUGACUGUAGAGCCUGACUGGAACUGUACACAGCGUUACUGAUGCCUAUGAAAUUCUGUAAACAUGUUGACAUUGUAGGUUUCUAAUUGAAUAGCUAUUUUUGUUAAAUAAAAAUAC
Calypte anna (Anna's hummingbird) is the source of this 3974-nucleotide messenger RNA. It is a transcript of the gene SLC19A2, whose product is annotated as solute carrier family 19 member 2. The coding region runs from base 34 to 1572 and encodes 512 amino acids. The record is from RefSeq and is a predicted model, not a curated record. Gene Ontology annotation, cellular component: plasma membrane. Gene Ontology annotation, molecular function: vitamin transmembrane transporter activity. The transcript has 6 exons. Gene Ontology annotation, biological process: transmembrane transport; vitamin transport. Lineage: Eukaryota; Metazoa; Chordata; Aves; Apodiformes; Trochilidae.